This is a messenger RNA of Tripterygium wilfordii, 621 nucleotides long. RefSeq lists its product as uncharacterized. The transcript is spliced from 4 exons. Lineage: Eukaryota; Viridiplantae; Streptophyta; Magnoliopsida; Celastrales; Celastraceae. Bases 1 to 621 code for a protein of 206 amino acids. The record is from RefSeq and is a predicted model, not a curated record.
AUGAAUUUGGAUCAAUUGAGGAUUUGGACCAAUGAUCUGCGAUUGUCAAGUGGUUCAAAUGAUCAGGAUGAUAUUCUUGGGCAUGAAAUAAAACAAAAAGACGAAAAUUUGGACGAAAAUAUUGAUGAAAAUGUGGACGAAAAUGUUGACGAAAAUGUGGACGAAUUUUCCACCGACAUGACUAGUCUAAUCGGGAAGAGUCCUAGACUGUUGUUCCAAUGUGAUCGCGAUGACACGUACAGAAGUGAUGACUGGAUGGUAAGGGUGGUAUGUAGAACACAUAAUCAUGCCCCUGCAACAUAUAUGAAGGGACAUCCAUACCCCGGUCGGCUCUUUGAAAGUGAAACCCAGUUGAUGGUACAUCUGUCUACGAAAAAUGUGAAGCCACGAGAUAUUUUGACAUCGUUGAAGAAGCAUAAUCCGGACAACGUGUCUACCAUUAAGAUUGUAUAUAAUGCAAGCCAGAAAUUUCAAAUUGCAGAGAAAGCCGGUAAAACACAUAUGCAAGUUGUCAUGUCAUUCCUACAACGUGAAGGAUACAUUUUCAAGAGUCGAACAAAUGUUGUAACCAAUGAACUUGAAGAUUUAUUUUUCGCACAUCCAGGAUCAUUAGAGCGAUGA